Messenger RNA from Prunus avium (sweet cherry), 3195 nucleotides. RefSeq names its product ATP binding microtubule motor family protein (gene HIK). Gene Ontology annotation, molecular function: microtubule motor activity; ATP binding; microtubule binding. Gene Ontology annotation, biological process: microtubule-based movement. Lineage: Eukaryota; Viridiplantae; Streptophyta; Magnoliopsida; Rosales; Rosaceae. The record is from RefSeq and is a predicted model, not a curated record.
GACUGAGAGAAUAAGGCAAUAGCUUUUCAUCAUUUUCUUACGACUCUCUUUCCCCUUCUUCUUCUUCGAGUCCUUGAAUUCGACUUCAAAGCUCUGGUCUCAAACUCAAACGCUCCUUUCAUCUCUCAAUUUCCUUGGGCUGAGAUUUCCAGAAGUUUUCCGGUCGAGUUCGGCUUGUUAUUUCUCUCAGUUAAUCCGGUAGAUUCAGAAUAAAGAUGACUGUCAAAACUCCUGGAACACCGGCUUCGAAAAUAGACAGGACACCAGUAUCAACACCAACUUCGAAAAUGGAUAGGACACCAGUAUCAACUCCAGGUGGGCCAAGAGCUAAGGAGGAGAAGAUUGUUGUUACCGUGCGUUUGAGGCCUCUGAGCAAAAGGGAGCAACUAGCAAAAGACCAAGUCGCGUGGGAAUGCAUUGAUGAUACCACAAUUGUUUAUAAGCCACCGCCUCAAGAACGCUCAGCUCAACCGGCCCCAUUUACAUUUGAUAAGGUUUUUGGUCCUUCUUGCGUAACUGAAACAGUAUAUGAGGAAGGAGUGAAAAAUGUGGCCUUGUCUUCUUUGAUGGGCAUCAAUGCAACUAUAUUUGCUUACGGCCAAACUAGCAGUGGGAAGACAUACACAAUGAGAGGAAUAACAGAGAAAGCUGUCAUUGAUAUCUACAACCAUAUAAUGAAUACUCCAGAGAGAGACUUCACGAUAAAGAUUUCUGGACUUGAAAUAUACAAUGAGAAUGUGAGGGACCUUUUAAACUCAGAAUCAGGCCGUAACUUGAAGCUUCUAGAUGAUCCAGAGAAAGGUACCGUGGUUGAGAAGCUGGUGGAGGAGACUGCUAGCAAUGAUCAGCAUUUGAGGCAUUUAAUCAGCAUUUGUGAGGCCCAAAGACAAGUUGGUGAAACUGCUUUAAAUGAUAACAGCUCACGGUCACAUCAGAUAAUAAGGCUGACAAUUGAAAGUACCCUCCGCGAGAAUUCAGAUUGCGUGAGAUCUUUUGUUGCAAGCCUGAACUUUGUAGAUCUGGCUGGAAGCGAAAGAGCUUCACAAACACAUGCAGAUGGUGCUAGGCUGAGGGAGGGUUGCCAUAUUAACCUUAGCUUGAUGACACUUACAACUGUUAUUAGAAAGCUCAGCGUUGGGAAAAGAAGUGGUCAUAUACCCUAUAGAGACUCAAAGCUCACUCGCAUAUUGCAGCAUUCUCUCGGUGGGAACGCACGCACUGCCAUCAUAUGCACCUUGAGUCCAGCAUUGAGCCAUUUUGAACAAUCUCGAAAUACUCUCUUCUUUGCCACCAGGGCAAAGGAAGUAACGAAUAAUGCUCGUGUGAAUAUGGUUGUUUCGGACAAGCAGCUAGUGAAACAUUUGCAGAAGGAAGUAGCAAGGCUGGAAGCAGAGCUGCGCACCCCUGAUCCGUCAACGGAAAAGGAUUUGAAAAUUCAGCAGAUGGAAAUGGAGAUGGAAGAAUUGAGACGCCAAAGAGACCUUGCUCAAUCUCAGGUGGAUGAAUUACGCCAAAAACUAAAGGAGGAUCAACAGGGUUCAAACCCAUUGGAAUUACCCCAUCCCUCUGUGAAGAAAUGUCUCUCAUACACUGGUGUGCUAUCAACAAAACUCGACACAAAGGAGAUUGGUCGUGGUGAUAGAGCAAGAAAUACAAUGCUCAGGCAGUCUAUGAGGCAAUCAUCAGCUGCUCCUUUCACACUAAUGCAUGAAAUCCGCAAACUUGAACACCUGCAGGAACAGCUUGGGGAGGAAGCAAAUCGAGCUCUGGAAGUAUUACAAAAGGAAGUAGCUUGUCAUAGGCUAGGCAAUCAAGAUGCAGCUGAAACAAUUGCCAAUCUGCAAGCAGAAAUAAGAGAAAUGCGUGCUGUCAGAUCAGAGCCAAAAGAAGUUGAAGUUGGAACUGUAGUUGCUACUAACAAGAGUGUCAGUGCUAAUCUAAAGGAAGAGAUUACGAGACUUCAUUCACAGGGCAGCACUAUUGCUAAUCUUGAGGAACAGCUAGAAAGUGUUCAGAAGUCUAUAGAUAAAUUGGUGAUGUCUCUUCCUAGCAAUUAUGAACAGUACAAUAGUGAGUCAACCCCCAAGUCUAAGAAGGAACCCAAAAAGAAAAAGUUGCAACCUUUGGCCUCAAGUAAUGGGUUUAUCAGAUCACCUUGCUCGCCUCUAUCAACUUCUCGGCAAAUUGCAGAGUCUGAAAUUGAAAACAGGGCUCCUGAGAAUGAUGAUAUUUUGUCUGGUGAGACUCAACUGGAGUCUGAGAAGGGGACUCCCACAAAGAAUGAAGAAUGUGGAGAUGUCUCAUCAAAGGAAAACACUCCCGUUGGGUAUCGGCGUUCUAGUUCAGUAAACAUGAAGAAAAUGCAGAAGAUGUUCCAAAAUGCAGCAGAAGAGAAUGUUAGAAACAUAAGAACUUAUGUAACAGAACUGAAAGAGAGGGUGGCCAAAUUGCAGUACCAAAAGCAGCUACUAGUUUGCCAGGUUCUAGAGCUAGAAGCAAAUGAAGCAGCUGGGUACGAUAUAGAGAAUGACGAGAACACAUGUGAGCCAGAGGAGCCCAUGGUCUCAUGGCAAAUAACUUUUAAGGAACAAAGACAGCAGAUCAUUGAGUUGUGGGAUUUGUGUUUUGUCUCCAUCAUUCAUAGGACACAGUUUUAUUUGUUAUUUAAGGGGGAUCCAGCUGACCAAAUCUAUGUGGAAGUGGAGCUGAGGCGGUUGACAUGGUUGCAACAUCAUCUGGCAGAACUUGGGAAUGCUAGUCCUGCCCAUGUGGGAGAUGAACCCACAGUCUCUUUGUCAUCAAGUAUCAGAGCACUAAAGCGCGAAAGGGAGUUCCUUGCUAAGAGGCUGACUUCACGUUUGACUGCGGAGGAGAGAGAUGCAUUGUACAUGAAAUGGGAUGUCCCACUUGAAGGGAAGCAGAGGAAGAUGCAGUUUGUGAAUAAGCUCUGGACUGAUCCCCAUGAUGCCAAGCAUAUUCAGGAGAGCGCUGAAAUAGUUGCAAAGCUUGUUGGUUUCUGCGAAAGCGGAAACAUGUCGAAAGAGAUGUUUGAACUCAAUUUUGUGCUUCCAUCUGAUAAGAGGUCAUGGAUUAUGGGCUGGAACCCAAUUUCAAACCUUCUUAACUUGUGAGAAAGUACAUUUUGUUGUAAGUACUUCCAUUCUUUAUAUUCUGUACAUGUAAAUGAAUUUUCAA